Syzygium oleosum is the source of this 5585-nucleotide messenger RNA. RefSeq lists its product as uncharacterized. The record is from RefSeq and is a predicted model, not a curated record. Bases 4014 to 5285 code for a protein of 423 amino acids. The transcript is spliced from 2 exons. NCBI's taxonomy places the organism in Eukaryota, Viridiplantae, Streptophyta, Magnoliopsida, Myrtales, Myrtaceae.
UGUUGGGGGGUGGGCGGGCAAGAGUGAUUCGUCAAAGUGAUCUUCUUUGUUAAUCAGGGAGAGCCACCUGCGCGUGAACCCGAUUGGUGGAAGCUUCUCUCUCUGUCUCUCUCUGUCUCUCUGUCUCUCUCUCUCUGAAGAAAGAAGCCAUCCUCCAUCUUUGUCCACAAGCAGAAAACCCAACAGCUGAGUCCCCCUCUUCCUUCUCUUUACUGCACAUUUUUUUUUUCUCCUUUAUAAAAAUAUUAGUUUUGGCAUGAUUUCCUCACAUAAAUUAUUUAUUUAUCCUCUUGCAUUUCUCAGCCUGCAAUUCACGCUACUUGUUUCUGUUCAGAUGUCGUUGUGUUUCCAUUACACUCCUCGGUUUCUUCCCCCGUGCAUAAUAAUUUCAUUUUUGGGGGGCCUCAUGAUUGGUUUCUUGUAUUUUCACGUAUCACGAUCUUUUGGAAUUUUAUGUAUUUUUUGUUCCUGCUGAAGGCUUCAAAUUAACCGUCACGAGGGAAAAAAACAGGCACAGAAUUAGUUCUUGAUUGAGUGAUUGUCAUUUCUUGAUACUGGAAAUCCUUUUGGUGCCUAAUUAUCAAUUGGUUAUGUUAUUCAAACAAAAGGGUAAGUGGAAAAAAGUAGCCCCAAGUAAAAAAAUUUGUUCUUGGUGAUAAUGGGAAAGGUUAGACUGUAGUAGUGGAAGCCAGGACAUUGAAAUUGGAUCAGAAGGGUCUGUCUCAGCAAGAAUCAAGCUGUCAAUGCAAGGACCACAUUGGCUAAAUUGCAUUAGUUGGGCAAAGGGAAAUAAGUUCGGGACUCGCUCGCUAUUGUUAACAGAUGGUGAGAUGCUGGAGAGAGAGCCAAAAGCUUUGUGUCGUGCAGGGAAAGAGUGCAAGUGUCAAAGCUGAGACAUUGACAGAAAUAAAUACUCGCCCUCUAUGAUACUCAGAGGAUUUAUGGCUAGAGGCAGAAAGUAGGAGGCUCAAAUUUUACUACCCUGUGAUGAUGCUGUUUGUUAAAUUAAGGUUUUGAUCUGCUGUAUAAAACUGUUUUGAGAGUAUUUAGAGUUUGAAUCUUGUGGUCGUGAAAGAUGGACAAAUUUUGAUUGGUGCAUCUUCUUGGAUACUUCUUGUUGGAAAAAGAAGGGAGAUCGAAUGUGAUGCUCAAUGUUUCUUUUAGGAUAUUCUUAACUCGGUCCGGUUUCGAACUUUUAUCUUAUAGAAAAAUCUGAAAGUCAUCGAAGAUUUCUGCUGGCAUACGAGGGUUACAAAUUCACAGCUACACUAGUUUUAUCUUGAAGAAUGUUAUUGCGCCUGGAAGCAUGAUGAUUUGGCAAGCCGGUUACUACUAUUGGGGAUUACUUGCUUAUCUGCUAUAGGAAAGAUGGUUUCAACUAUUUGUAGCUACAAUAUAUAGACACUCGCUUCAGAGAUACCAGUCCAGUCACUUGUAGUAUGGUUGUGUCUCUUGAUCUGAGCUGGAUUACCAUUGUUCGUGUUGACAUUAUUUGCUCUUAACAAAAAUCGGCUUGUCCGGGAGGCAGACGAGGAGCUUGAGGUUGAUCAUGUAAAGUAUUGAGCCAAAUUGGUCCAUUAGGCAAGUCUUAAUUUUACAAGGUUUAUUAUAGCACAGAACACUUAAAUUUCCUGUUCAAGAAGGAUUAGACUUCUUAUACAAUUCCACCUCCAGACUACAUUAUAGCUACGAUUAAGCUGUUGGUUCAAUUUCUUAAGUGCAGAGUCUGCUAGUAUUUCUAAUUUUCUGGUGAUGAAGGGAAGCGCAAGUGUCUUGGCUUCCUAUUGGACAUUGAGGACAGCUGCUUAACGCUUCAUGGAGCAGGGGUUUCAGAGUCGGCAAAUGUCACAACCAGUAAGAAAACUGGCUCUUUUCAGUAACACUGUCGGGAAAAUUUCAUUUGCCUGACAAUGAUUUGAUUGAUACUCCGAUACAUUGCCUUGCCUUUGUUGAUGUAAUAGUCUAAAACUUAGUUUACCCUCUUGGGGCAGACUGCUUUCCAACCUAACAAUCUCUCUCUCUCUCCAUGAAAAAUUUGACCUGCUUGAAUCGGAUGGAAUGGACCAGUUGACAAAUCAAAGUAGAGUUUAGUCUUGUUCUGGAAAUUAAUAUUUUUUGUUUUUGCUGAUCUAAUGAUAUAGUUGCUCCCUUUGAACACUACUAAUUCACUCGUGCAACAAGUUUGGUGAACCAUUUUCUUGUUUUUUAUUUUUUAUUUUACUCUGUCUAUCCCAUUUAUAGGGUGCAUGUUUCAUGUCCAUCAAUCUAUUGCAGCAGUAAUUUUCCUCUCUUUGGCCUUUAAUUUUCAUUACUGUUGCUGUCUGGAACCUCUGCUAAAAGACAGAAGCCUUGCCUCUGCUUCCUCCAAUUAGAGUCAAGAGAAUUGGAGCGUCCAUUAAAAAACAAAAUAUGUAGAGAAAGAUGCAAAAGGAAAAGGAAAAUAGUAAUCAAAGGGAAGAGAGAGACUGGUAUGGAGCAUUUCUGUCUUUUAACAUACUGUCUUUUGAAAAGGUCCAAAUUCUUUGUUUCUUGAACAGACUUUAAUCAUCUUAGAGGAUUCCUUUAGACAGAAAAAAAAGAAAAAAAGAGGAAAUUUUUUUCCCAACUCAUUUACAUGAAAAGAAAAAAAUAGAGAAGGUUACAACAGUAAUGGAGAUUCUUCUGUCAGUCUCUCUAGGCUUUUGCUGAAGUCCUUUUGGAGCCCGGUCCCUUGUUAUUUUCAAGCCAAAAUCUCAGCGUGCCCACCCUUGUUUCAUGCCCCAAAAUACCCUUUUUAGAGCGAGAAAAAAAAUCACUGCGGGAAUUGAAAAUUACAAACCAAUAUUCACCCAUGGUACUAAAAAGAACCCUACUUCCCCACCAACCCAAGAAUCCAACUUUAAGGUGUACCAACAACCUAGGAAUCAAAGGGUCGUCACCUUUGCAUAAAGAGGACUACCUUUCUAGGAUUACCAGUUCUUGUGUGCGUGGUUUGAUGCUUCAGUCAUAUGAUCUUGGACCAAAAUCCAUUGCGUUGUCUGUUUCCAUGCAUUAAUUAUCGUUCAUACAUUUAAGUUGAAUGCAUAUUUCUCUUUUUCACUGUCAGUAUGGUAGAAAAACAUGCAUUCUCGACGAAGCUUCUGCAUAUCUUGGUGAAUGGAGUUCGGUAUUAGGACCAAUUUGUUGACAAAUAUGUGUAGCUCAUUUGCUGCUUUUGAAUUUAUUAGGCAGCGCAAUGAGGUGUUUGGCGACACUUCACAAGUCCUGGCGUCUCAGUAGCCAAGGUGAUUUUGCAAAAACUUGGAUUUGAGGGUUUAUCACCUUAGCUUUAUGUUGGCAAAAAUAGCUUUAUCAUUUCAGAUACUGUCUUUUCAACAGCUUAGGAUAUGGACUUGCACUUAAAAGUAGAUGCUUGCGAACACCUUAUAGGCACAAUUGUGCCACAACUCAACACGGCAUAAUUCAGCACCAAAAGCUACGGGACUGCCAAAUGAGCUAUCAGUCAUUUUCUUUUCUUUAUUGAAAAGCAUCGAGUUGGUUAUGUGGUGUUUACCCUUUCCCUGAGUUGGGUUUUCUCUUUUGGGAUAAACCUUUGCCGAGGUAAAGAAGCUAGUGUUUCACAAGAUGUUGGUGAAAGAGUAGGGUACUUCAGGAACAAGAAGACCCUUCCUAACUGCCCAUUUAUUAUUCCUGCUAAUAAAAUGGUAACCAACGUGUUUGCUAAAAUAGGGAAAAAUCCAAGAAAGUUUAAAAACUCUAGACUGGCCCAAGCUAUUUAUAUCACACAUCCACGAGACCCUCCUUAGGACAUCUCAGGAUCAGCUUCUGCCUCCUCUCUCCCCCCCCCCCCCCCCUCUCUCUCUCUCUCUCUCUCUCUCUCUCUCUCUCUCUCUCUCUCUCUCUCUCUCUGCAUACUGUACUUUGUCUUUCAGAGUGUAAGAAAAAAGAAACCCAUGAUUCUCCUUAACCACCGUUUCUCUGUAUUACCUUUCCUCCUACUCUGAGGAAUCAAAACACACCCAAAAAGGCAUAUUAUGGGCAGAUCUUCAAAACAAGAGACCAGAGAGGCAAUGGAAAUAGGCAGUAAGCCCUGUAAGCUCAAGGACGAGGCUCAUCUUUCUGGUGCUUAUAUCCGUAGCUUGGUGAAACAAUUGACCUCAUCAAGAACCAAAGAUCCCAUGAGCUCACAACAGGAUCCAGAAUCCGUUGAUAGCGAUGGUUUCUCUGCCCAAAGUUUAUCCAAAUUUCAAGAGGCUUUCGGUGAAACCCAACAACAAUCUCAGCAACCUCCACCACCCCACAAAAAGCAGGUCAGGAGGAGACUCCAUACCAGUAGGCCUUUCCAAGAAAGGCUUCUGAAUAUGGCUGAGGCUAGGAGAGAGAUUGUCACUGCACUGAAAUUCCACAGAGCAGCUAUGAAACAAGCCAAAGAGAAACAGAUACAACAAGAAAAAGAUCAACAUCAGCAGCAGCUAUCACCGCCGCCGCUGCCAAUUCAUCCACAACCUCAGCCAUGUCCUGAAGAAGGAAAAAUAGUGCCCAGAAUGGACCAAAAGAUUAGCCAUUCAUCAUACCAUGCCUUUUCCUCAAAUUAUGUUGGAAAUCUUGCCUACCCCUCUUUCUCAUAUCCUCCACCACCUCCUCCAAACCCUUUUUCCUCCUGGCCAAUUUCUCCAACUUCCCCUCUACCUGCUGCUGAGAGCCUGAACUUCAUACUUCCAAACCAGCCCUUAGGGCUCAAUCUGAAUUUCCAUGAUUUUGACAACCUCGUAGAGACCAAUCUUUACCACAAUGGUAACAACCCACCAUCCAUCUACUCAGCCUCGUCUCCAUCAUCAUCUUCCUCUCCUACCUUGUCUGUUGCUGCAGAGGAGGCUGCUCCUUCAGUGGGGGCUUCUUCUUCUGAGGGGCCUCCCAUGGUGGCUGUGGCUGAGGCCACUGAGCCAGGGUCACCUAGUGGUGGUGGAGGGUUGCACCAGGUGGUGGCCGAUGAGGAGAUAGCAGAGAUCAGGUCAAUUGGGGAGCAGCACCAGAUGGAGUGGAAUGAUGCCAUGAACCUGGUCACAUCAGCCUGGUGGUUCAAGUGCUUGAAGGAUUUGGACAUUGGACCUGAAGUGAAGGCUGAGGAUGAUGGGUACCAACCCUUUGAUGAGGUCAUGGAGUUCCCUUCCUGGUUGAGUUCAAAUGAGAAUUGCUUGCAGCAACAUCUCAAUGAUUGCUUCUCAGAGGACUAUUACCAAGAUCCUGCCUUACCUUGCAUGGACAUAGGAGAAAUCGAAGGAAUUGAUGGGGAGUGGCUAUCGUGACAAAGAUUGAUUUUUUUUGGUUAAUCAAAUCUUUGCUUCUUGCAGAUGCAUAUUUUUCUGAGGAUCAAGUUGCUUCUUUUUGUACUUUGUAGUCUGUUUCUUAGAACUCUUCUCCCUCCUCCUCCCCCACAUUAAUAAGGCUUGCAGAAGAAAGCUGAAGUUGGCGAAGCCUCAAGAGGAAAGAAUAACUUCUAGGGAAGGAAGUGAAUGUGCUUUCCUCAGUCUAGGUCCAAUUAUUGGGAAAUUUUUGUAGUUUUAAUAUGUAUACAUAUAUUACAUAUAAUAUAUAUACUUUUUUUU